Messenger RNA from Oncorhynchus mykiss (rainbow trout), 5390 nucleotides. RefSeq names its product N-acetylglucosaminidase, alpha (gene naglu). The record is from RefSeq and is a predicted model, not a curated record. Lineage: Eukaryota; Metazoa; Chordata; Actinopteri; Salmoniformes; Salmonidae.
UCUGAUUGGCACAGAGCAUUUCUCAAAACGAAAACUUCCUGAUUGCCUGAAAAUUGACCAAACUCGUAUUUUAUUACACGGACGCAUACGACUCUUUCGCUUAAGUUGAUUUUGAUCAAAAUGAGAUUUAAAUGUAUUUAUAGCAUUGCUUUACUUGUAGUAGUCUCUAAUUUAUCAGCACAUUGCGAGUUUCAGACUCUCGCACAUUUAAAACCGCAAGCCAACGACAAGACUCAGGGAAGAGCUGUAGUGGAACUUCUGAGACGUCUACUUGGAAAUAGAUCUCGUGAGUUCAUAGUGUCCGUCAACAGAACUUUAUCCAAUGAUAAUUUGGAAGUGUGUGAGCUCCGGUCGGCGAAAAACAAUAAAAUCAUAGCCACAGGCAGCACUGGGGUGGCAGUCGCCUCUGGGAUUUACAACUACUUAAAAUACUUCUGCAAUUGUCACGUAUCGUGGUCAGGUAAUCAACUUAACAUUCCUCGCCCGUUGCCGCAACUCACAGGCGUACUGCGCAUCAGCACCCAACACAUAUUCAGGUACUAUCAGAACGUAUGCACUCAGAGCUACUCCACAUUGUGGUGGGACUGGCCACGAUGGCAGAGAGAGAUCGACUGGAUGGCACUGAAUGGCAUCAAUCUGCCUUUGGCAUUUACUGGACAAGAGGCCUUGUGGCAAGAGGUGUACCUCUCACUGGGGCUGAACCAGACUGAAAUUGACCACUUCUUCACUGGCCCCGCCUUCCUAGCCUGGAACCGUAUGGGGAACCUGUUCCAGUGGGGCGGACCCCUACCACAGUCCUGGCAUGUGAAGCAGCUCUACCUUCAAUUCAAGAUUUUAGACCGAAUGAGAUCCUUUGGAAUGCUGCCUGUCCUGCCUGCAUUCUCUGGGAUUGUGCCUCAGGGCAUCGUCAGGCUCUUUCCGAAAGCCAACGUGACCAAAUUGGCGCCCUGGAGCCACUUCAACUGCAGCUACUCCUGCGCAUAUACCCUGGACCCCCGUGACCCCCUCUUCCAUUCGAUCGGCUCCCUGUUCCUGUCCCAGCUGGUCAAGCAAUUUGGCACAGACCACAUCUACAACACAGACACCUUCAACGAGAUGACGCCGACCUCCUCGGACCCCACCUACUUGUCCUCGGUCAGCCGCGCAGUCUUCGACACCAUGACCUCUGUGGAUCCCCGGGCCAUUUGGCUGAUGCAGGGCUGGCUCUUUGUGUUUGACACAGCAUUCUGGAAGCCUGCCCAGAUUCAGGCCCUUCUGCACGGAGUGCCCAUCGGUCGGAUGAUCGUGCUGGACUUGUUUGCAGAGUCCACGCCGGCUUUCUCCUUGACCAAGUCUUUCUACGGCCAGCCCUUCAUAUGGUGCAUGCUUCACAACUUUGGCGGCAAUAGCGGGCUUUUUGGCACGGUGGAGAGCAUCAACUCGGGGCCUUUCGAUGCUCUCGCCUUCCCCAACUCCACCCUGGUUGGGCUCGGGCUGGCGCCGGAGGGCAUUGAGCAGAACCCUGUGGUGUACGAGCUGAUGAGCGAGUUGGCGUGGCGCAAAGAGCCAGUCAACCUGGCCAAGUGGGUGUCGCUGUAUGCGGUUCGCCGCUACGGCAGCACCCACGAGAACCUGACGGCCGCCUGGAGACUGCUUUUUGGUAGCGUUUACAACUGCACCGUGCCCCACUACAAGAACCACAACAAGAGUCCACUGGUGCACCGGCCCUCGCUGCACAAGACCACAGAGGUGUGGUACCAGCGGGCCAACCUGUACGAGGCCUGGAGGCUGUUGUACCAGGCGGCCUGGCCUCUCAUGGCCCAAGAGACGUUCCGAUACGACCUGGUGGACGUCACCCGAGAGGUUCUGCAGCUUCUCACCACCGACUACUACCACGAGAUCCGGGAUGCCUUCCAGGCCCAGAAGCUUCCGGAACUCCUGACGGCGGGGGGCGUGCUGGUGUACGACCUCCUCCCCGAGCUGGAGCGCCUGCUGUCCAGCGACGGCCACUUCCUGCUGGGGACGUGGCUGGAGCAGGCACGCUCCCUGGCCCUGGAUGAGGCGGAGGCACGGCUGUACGACAUGAACGCCCGGAACCAGAUCACCCUGUGGGGGCCCGAGGGCAACAUUCUGGACUAUGCCAGCAAGGAGUGGGGUGGCCUGAUGGAAGACUACUAUUCCCAGCGAUGGAGCCUGUUUGUUAACACCCUGGUGGAGUGCCUGGAGAGAGGCCGACCCUUCAGGCAAGACGCUUUCAACCAGGCCGUCUUCCAGGUGGAGAAGGGCUUUGUUUUCAACAAGCGGAAGUACCCCUCCAAACCACAGGGUGACACCUACGACAUAGUCAGCAGAAUCUUCCUCAAGUAUUAUCCACAGGCUUUGGAGAGACUAAAGUGAGCCUGUCUGUAAUCUGCCGAAAGACUUAUCUCCUUUCACAGCGAGAAGAAUGUCUCUCCCCCCCCCCCCCCCCCCCCCCCCCAAUCACUUUUCUGUAGAAUGUACUCAGAGGCUCAAAAUACCCUUUUAUUUUGUAAAUAAUUAUAUUGUGGAUUGUUGAGAUUACUAGAGCAGCAUACAAAUGUACAUAUUGAAGAUGAAACAUCCAAACAUAUGUUAAAUGUGUAAGGAAAAAAAACUAUGACAUUAAAUAGAGAGUUCAGCAAAAUGCCAUUUCAAUAUUUUUCUUCUUACCUUCGAAGCAGUCUAUGGACAAGGAGUGACUGCAAUCCACUAUUCGGUUUUGUAAAACUACCACUGCCAACAAACGGUAAAAUGUGCAUUUUCAGAGAAAAAACGAAUGCAAGUCAAUCUCCCUCAUUUAGCAUAUUUUAAAUAUAAUGCCCUAAUGAUCUCUUAAAUGGAUUGUGUUGCCUAAUUGCUUACCAAUUACUUGGUUUAAACAACAAAAAAAAGGGAGAUGAUUUGGGCAUGAAAUUAGGCUGCUUUCAAGGUAAGGAAACAAAUAUUUAAAUCUAUAUUUCACUGUUAAGUAGCCUUGCUUGAGCCUUGGCAUGCAUUUCACUGAACUAUCCCUAGGCCAAGCGCAGCUGUAUUUGGCUCAAUAUCAAAUCAUUUCUGGGUAACAACUAAGUUAAGGAGUUUUACAUUAACUUUUUUUUUUAAAUAAACAAAUAGCUUUUUAGCACAAUUAUUUCUCAAGCAAGCAUUUUGCUAGGACUGUCUGGGUGUGGAACGGGGAAAGGGGACCAGAGUGGUGCAUUAAUCACAGUCAGGAUUGUGGAAGGAAGCAGAGAGGCCUAAUGGGAGGGAUAUGCAACUUGAAAACGAACUGUUAUUUGCAGAGGUUUGGAAGUCUAUUUUUAUUAUUGGUCUAAAAACUUAUUUCGCCUCGAUAAGACGAGCCAAAACACGAGGCGAGCCAGAACCCAUACAAAACCUGCUGAAUAGAAGGUCCUGGGUUGUAUUUUUCAACCAGCAACUAUCGGGAAAUAACACUGAUCACAUUCUUUUUCACACUUUUACAUUGUUCUUUUCAUCAGCCAUUAUACAAAAAUGAUACAGAACACAGGAAAAUCUGAACUUUGACUGCACUGGGCCUUAAACUUAAUUACUAUAACCGGCAUAGAUUAAUAUAUGACUUAAUUGAACCAUUAAUUAAUACACUAAGUGUAGAAAACAUUAGGAACACCUGCUCUUUCACAUGGUCAGUCUGUCAUGGAAAGAGCAGUGUUUUUAAUGUUUUGUAUACUCAGUGUAUUAUAGAGAGCAGUCCUUUCGGAGCCCAGAUCAUUUAUUUAUGAAUCCCAUCAUUGGAUGUUUCAGUAGUUGGGUUUCCCAAGGGACUCCAUAGGCCAGCAUAGCUGAAUACAGGAAUUGCCCUGUAAUGUGAAUGUAUCUUUCAAAUUUUGGAAUGUUCUCAAAUCAUUACUGUUCAUGAUAUCGAUAAGGGUACGGAUUCCACCUUUGGACUAUUGGGGUGACGCAAAACGCCGUCCUCCAGAUGGCAAGGCAUUAUUGUGGAAUGUUGGCGUAUGGGCAUGCCAUUUUGAUUCCCAGUUACAUUGUUUUUUUCAAUUUUGCGCCAAAUAUAAAUUGUGUGAGCAAUAAUAGGACCAAAGUGUAGUUUACAUUGUUGAAGGGAUAUACCGUAUCAGUGAAGACUACCUCUUCCAGGGCAAUAGCAGACACCGUAUGUCUCUCUAUACUCAGCCGGUGUGCAGAAGAAUCAUGUCUUAACCAAUUUAGGAUGUGGCGAAAUGCCAGUGCCUGGAAAUACAAUUGAAAGCUUGGCACGGAUAGUCCUGCGUCUUUCCCUCUUUGUACCGCAUUAUGGAUUGGAUCCCAAUAGCCAGAAGGGGAGCCUUCUACUCCCAAAUAUUUUAAAUGGGAACUAUUGGGAUUCCAUAAGUAGAGAUGGAGUCCUCCACCGGUGCCUUGAGAGGCAUUAGGACUGAUUUUGAUAAAAUACGUUUUAUAGCUUGAGCUCAAUUCAGCUUCAUCUAUGAUCUUCGAUGCGUUAAGGAGCCAUCAGAGGUGUACAGGUCUUUAUAGAAGCGAGAGAAUCUUGAAUACAUUUGUGUUCUGAUAGUAAUUACCGUGUUUCAGAUUCAAUAGUUGCUAAUAUCAGCCAAUUGAUCGUUACUACUUAGCUUGUUGGCUAGUAAACAACUGGGACGAUUACCAUGGAAGUAAUGGUUGAGUAUUACUCUAUUGAUGGCAAAUUCUGCUCUCUGUCUAAUCAAUAAGUUAAGUUCUGUCUUGACUUUGGAAAAAUGGCUACCUGGUCUAAAGAGUUUGUGGAGAACGCUCUAACACAGUUAAAGAAAUCCGAUUUUUAAAUGUUAAUUGUGAUUUAUUCGAUCCAAAUGCAGUUGCCUUAUUGUUAAUAACAUCUUUGGUGGCAUUCCAUAGAAUCCAGGGGUGAUCGACUGAAAUAUUUUAUUGGUCAUUAUGAAUUAAUUUAAUUUCAAAUUGAUCAAAGAAUUCAGGAUUUUGUAGUAAAGAAACGUUGAAACGCCAUCUUGUGGCUAUUUUAGGAGAUUCUGAAGUAGGCAGUAGUAAGCGUGGUGGUCAGACAUGCUCAUAUGUUGAAUUUCUAUUUUCUUAAUUAAAUCAAAUACAGGUGUAGAUAAUAGUAUGAAAUCGAUUUGUGAGAAUGUUAUAUGCCUGUUUGAGGAGAAAGUGUACUACUUUUUUAUUUAGGAUUAUGUGCUCGUCAGGCAUCAAUGAGGUUGUAAUCAGAGAGUAUAUGCUGGAGAGCCUUGGUUGCAUUUGGAUUGUAGUUGGUUUUAUUAGAUUUCUCCCAUGUCAAAAAUGGUAUUCAUGUCUGUCCAAAUAACCAGAUGGAAUUCAGUUAAUUUUAACAAUAUGCUGUUCAGAGAAUCAAGAAAUGUAGGAUCAUAUGCAUUUAGCGUACACGUGAAUAAAGGCUAUUUUCUUUCCAUUAUGAA